Dissoconium aciculare CBS 342.82 is the source of this 4794-nucleotide messenger RNA. RefSeq lists its product as uncharacterized. Lineage: Eukaryota; Fungi; Ascomycota; Dothideomycetes; Mycosphaerellales; Dissoconiaceae. The record is from RefSeq and is a predicted model, not a curated record. The transcript has 7 exons. Bases 1 to 4794 code for a protein of 1597 amino acids.
AUGACACAAUCAACCGCAGACAGUGCAAAAGAUGUCCGCGACGAGGAUCAUCGGCGUAACGGUUCUUUUGAGCAUCCGUGGAUAGACUCAAAGACACAGGUACGGUUGUUGAAAAUCAAAUGCGCUUUGCCCGAGAGGUUCGAAUGUAUAUUCGAAAUAGCUUCCAUCUCUGCUCUGGCCAACAAGCACUAUCAUGCCUUGUCUUACACCUGGGGCGAAGCAAGGUCCGCAAGAGAUGUUCGACCCAUCAUUGUUCACAAUCAGCAAUUCUAUGUGCGGACGAACUUAUGGAAUUUCCUUGCACGCUUUCAGAACCUGACAAUAGAUGCGCCGAUUUUCAUCGACGCGAUAUGUCUGAAUCAAUUGGACGACGAAGAACGGAGCAAUCAGGUUGGCUUCAUGUCAGAGAUAUAUCAGAGCGCCAACAUCACUCAUCUAUGGCUGGGUGAACCUGAUGAGAAACACCAGCAGAAAUUGGACUGCUUCCAAUCUUACAUCAAUCAUGGCACGCCGACUUCGGAAUGGGAGGAUGACUCCAUCAUUGGCUUAAGCUAUGUCUGCUCUCAGGAGUAUUGGCAGCGCCUCUGGAUUGUCCAGGAGUUGCUCCUGAGCAAAAGAAUUUUGAUUUAUUGCGGCUCGAUCAUUUUCGAUUGGGAAAGUCUUGAACGACUUGCCAGAUUACCACUCGCAGAUGCUUGUCUCAAUCAUUCGACACCAAUAUCAUUCUGGUCUGCUUGGGCAAUCGAGCGGCCCUGGCAGUUCUCGCAGCAGCAAACACCCGAGAACGGCCUGUUUCAAGGAUGGCGAUACGCUUUGAGUCUUAUACAUCAUCGGUUCACUUGGCGCAAAUCAAGACGAUCAGUCGGUACUGAAGGACAGUGUGCCGAAGAAACGCGAGGACUCCCGCUGCACCUCGCAGCAGAUUAUUUCAAAUCUCAACAGUGCCGCGAUGCACGCGACAAGAUAUUUGCUUUGCUGGGUAUACUUGACCAUGAUGGGAGGCAAAUGGUGGAGUGCAACUACAACAUGGACCAGGAGGACAUGUUCAUUCAAGUCGCUGCAGCGGGCUUAGUAUCGAGAUGGAAGUUGGAGUCGAAGACACGGACGUUUUCAACCCCGACUUUCGAUGACAGCAUGUUCUGUGUGACAAUAUGCGAGAUUCUUGGCUUCUCAACUCAUCUCCUGAGAACGCAUCUACCACGAGCGUUGGAAAUUGCAGAAUCGCACAUCGCUGGUUUCGACAGUAACGAUAUGGAACCGUCUUCAAUUUCUCAAUCGGUCGGCGGAAAUGGCGAGGGGCGCCAGUCCUUCGGCGGCAUCGCCGAGCCCGCAUCUAUCAUAUCGUCAACCGCAAAUCAACAAACGGACGCCUCACCUUUCCAGCAGACAUUUCGAGACUUUUACCACAAGUUUAAUGCGCAUGUCGACGAAUUCGUGAUCACUGACAUGACGCAACUAAAAUUCACGAUUGCUGUCAUUCAGGCAAGGCAGCGAAAAGAGCGCAGGAUCAAAAAUUUCCCUCGCAUUGAACCUCUAUUUAGCGCUUUGGAAACAUAUAGCGUGGACUUGGAUGAUACGCUAGGUGAACAGUGCAUCAUCUCGUUCAUUUGGGGCCCUAUGAAACUUCUUCUCGAGAUUGUCAGAACCUCCGAUUUUGCUUUCAACGGAGUUCUUGGGCUGUAUCAAAGACUAGGCGAAAGCAUCCCAGCCUCCGCUUACGUGCAGUGUCUAGUCGACGCUGUAGAGAGAUCGAAUGUCAUGGGUGAGGUAUUUCGUAACGUGUUCGAAUUUCAUGAGUUGGCCUUGACCUACUUCAAAAAGCCCGCUUGGAAAUCACUCCUUGAUUCAACUUGGGACAGACUACAGGCUAGGCUCAAUGAACAUGUUAAUACAAUCGGUCGGUUGAAGCUCGAACUCGAAAAAGAAACCAACACUUCAGAACUCGUGCAAAAUCGACAAGAGCGUAGUGAGCAAUCUGCUCGUAUGCGCGGACUUCUGGAGCAAGCAAGGCAGACGAGGUCAGAAAAUGAGGCCAAAUUUCGUAAAUUGAACGACGAUGAAGUUCUUCGUCGCAGGCUACACCUAUUGAAUUGGUUAUCGGCUGCCGAUGCGCUCGCAGACCAGGAACAUCGGUGCUCACUGCGUGCUUCCAAUUCGCAAAGUGGCCAAUGGCUCAAGGAGGAUCGCACAUUCAGAUCAUGGCUAGAGCCGGCAAGUGAUUCUGAGAAUACGCUAUGGAUCACCGGUAUACCAGGAGCUGGGAAAUCUGUCCUUGCUUCCCUGAUUAUUGAAGAAUGCUCCAAGAUCGAGGAAACGCUUACGGUAUACUUUUACUGUAAACAAGACGAUCCGCAGAAGAACACUUUCGUCGCAAUGGCAAGAUCCAUCCUACACCAGCUUUUACAUGCCGAUGAUACACUCGCUGUGUAUCUUUUUGAGCUAGCAAGUAAGAAAGGGGAGAGAAACCUUAACACAAACAGGUUGGCUAUCGAAGCCUUAGAUGCUUGUCUGAAGGCCAUCGGCAAGGUGCAUGUCAUCAUUGAUGGCAUUGACGAAUGCCAGAAAGUUGAGCAGAAACACAUUGCAGACUUCUGGCUCAAGUAUGCAGAUAAGCAUAGUUCAGAGGCCGAUCCAAGUCGAUGCGUCAUGAUCAGCCAGGACGACGAAGUAACUCGACCUUUGUUUGGCGCACUUCCCGUGAUUCGAGUACAGGGCUCGGGACAUGAACAAGAUAUACGCUCAUAUUGUGACCAACGCGCUAACGAGAUCAUGGACCAUUUUGAUCUCUCCAGGGAAGACAGUAUAUCGAUUGCGCACAAAACAUUUGUGCACGCCGACGGCAUGUUCCUGUUUGCUCAUCUGGUUAUGGAAAAUCUUUCGUUCCAAACAUCCAAGCUUGAGAUCGAACAGGAAAUGGCAAUGAAUAUUUUUCCGACAAAAUUGAACGAGAUAUAUGCUCGUAUUAUUGACCGCAUUCUCGGACGAGCUCCGCCGCCUUACAUAAGGAAAGCGAAACUAUUGUUGGCUUGGAUCACUUGUGCUGUGAGACUCCUGAAAUGGCGAGAGAUUCAAGCAGCAAUUUCGGUCGAUAUGGCGCAAGGAAUGUUCAACUUCGAGGAUCGACAUCUCAAGGUUGGUAUAAAAAAUCUGUGUGGCGCACUGGUGGAAGAACAAUCGAACGGAGAUGUCAGCUUCGUGCAUUCCACGGUCAAGAGCUAUUUAUUGACAUACGGUAUUGUCGAUGCUGCUAAAGAGCAUGCCUCCUUCACAGAGCUCUGCCUGACCUAUCUCAGUAUGCCUGCAUUCUCAUCAGGUCGUACCGCUAUCGAGAUCAAAGAUUACGCCGAUCUAGGUACAUAUGCGUUCAUGGAGUAUGCCAUCGUGUCCUGGUCGAUCCAUCUUGAGCAAGUUCUGGAAAACCAUGGUGUCCAUGGUAUGUCUCCAUCUAUCAAACAAGCUCUGACACAGUUCUUUGCGCUCCACUGGAAGACUCCCAACAAGCGCAGCAGGCCCACGAAAUUCAUCCAAAGGCUCACCAGUCAUAUCACAUAUCUCGGUCCUCUCUGCGGUCAUAUCAGGGACUCCAUGUCAGCGAUGCACUGUCUCCAAACGAAUAAUCUUCAAGACUCGGGGCAAAUUGAGACACUUGACCUAUUCACUUCCAUUAUAAGAAUACGUUUUCAGAUUGAAGCCAGCGCGUCAGACUCGCAGACGCGCCCGGAUCUAGAGGUCUACUAUGGGGAACAGCUCUUCAAAUGCCCUCGCAUCUAUUGCAAAUGGUACCACGAGGGUUUCGCGGCUCCCAAGUCGAGAGAUCUGCACGUGCAAAAACAUGAACGAGCUCAUCUUUGCCCCAAGACUGUUUGUCUGUAUGCUACAUUGGGGUACCCAACAGCGAAAGAGCUUGAGAAACAUAUCAAGGAAGCUCAUGCCGAGGGCCCAACAGAUGAUGACUUUCCGGAACCAGUCGAACAGAUUCAGGACGCCAUAACACCGCCGGAAUCAGUUGAAGAGACACGCAUGUCUGUCGGACCGGAGGUCGAAGUUGACGAGCAGACAAGCCUGCCCGAAGUGCCAGACGACGAGCCUAUCGAUCAGAGUCAAGACUCAGAGGAAGCGCAGCCAGAGCCUGUACCUGUUGAUACCACACCAGAUGGAGAGCAUGAGGAGACACCGUCCAACGAUACAUCAGACGAUGAUUUCGAGAAUGCCAUGACGCUAGACGAGUUGCUGAACGGUUCGACCCUGGAACAAUUCCUUGCCGGCGGCGUGAAAUCAAAAAGAUCUUACCCUUCAACCUCAAAGUCGCAGACAGACUCAAGCCCCGCAAGAGCCACUGCUGCGCCACAGCAACGCAGCAGGGUUUACCAGUGUGAAAUUUGUCCGAAACAAUUCACUCGGCAGCACAAUCUCAACAAUCAUCUGAGAUCACAUACAAACGAACGGCCACACGCCUGUGGAGUGUGCUCCAAGACAUACGCACGCUUGAAUGAUCUGCGGCGGCAUCUUGCAUCUCAUUCUCUAAAGAAGUUCAUCUGCGGCGGCACCCUCGACAGUGGAGAGACUUGGGGCUGCAAAGCUCGUUUCGUGAGAAACGAUGGGCUCAAAAGGCAUUUUAAGUCAAAACAAGGGCGCAUAUGCAUUUUGCCCUUGGUGAAAGCGAGAAAUGCCAAGCCGCGAGAAGUGUCGGGGACCGAGCAAGUUUCCGGUCCUAGGGCCCCGCCACCCUCGCAACCCGAGACACCUUGGAACCCGCCCGACGACACGAUUGAGUGGUUGUAUCACGCAGGUUAG